Caenorhabditis bovis is the source of this 204-nucleotide messenger RNA. NCBI's taxonomy places the organism in Eukaryota, Metazoa, Nematoda, Chromadorea, Rhabditida, Rhabditidae. The record is from the annotation of a GenBank genome assembly.
AUGCGAGCCAUUUUUGUUAUUCUCGUCUUUGUCAUUGCAAUGGCAGCUGCCUCACCCAUCCAUGGAAUCUGGACCCAUUUGCCAGGAGCUCCAGUGAAGCGUCUCUACGGCUUCUACAAUUAUCUUCCAAGAGAAGAUGAUGACCGGGACAAGAGGAACACCAUUUAUUAUUGGACACCGGGUGACGACUACGUUCAAUAUUAA